AUGAACUCGGACGGCCACGGUGCCCCCGAUUCUCCUCCAUCAUCCUUCUAUCAUGGACAGCACCAGGCGCCAUCUCCUUACAGCAUUGGAUCCCAUAGCCCGACUUCAAACGGAUCAUACCCUCCUGCCUAUGUCACAGCGGGUGCCCCAGGAUACAAUUCGCUGACACCUACACCACCAGCCACACCCCAUUAUGGAUUCUCGCAUACGCCUGACGGUCGAUAUACUGGCGCUUCAGUGCCUGUGUACGGCGACUAUUUUACAUUGCAAUCGCAGCAGUCCUCGGCUGGUGCCCGUCCCAAUAACCGCUACCUCGGUUCACCUUCGACGCCACCAACACCUACGCCCUCGACUCGCUCGCGAAAGACCCCUUACCAGCCCCGCGCUGCCAGGUCGACGGAACUUGGGGUGGCAGGAGCCACUCCUGCUCCGAGACGAUUUCAAUGCCAUGAAUGCGAGAAGGCCUUUCCGACCAAGGGAGAGUUGGCAUCACACUCUCGCUGCCAUCUCAAGGUCCCUGCCUUCCUCUGCGGCAUCUGCGGAAGGCCCUUCAAACGCCGCACCGACUAUGUCCGUCAUGUCCGCAAUGUACAUGAGGAGGUUGGGCGCUACACCUGCAGUCGGUGCGGUGAACGGUUCGGUCGUUUGGAUAAGCUGAAGCGCCACGACAAGCGAGGCUGCGGUGCAGAUCCAGAGGAGGACGAGAAGUAG
Molecule: messenger RNA, 711 nt
Organism: Gamsiella multidivaricata
Lineage: Eukaryota; Fungi; Mortierellomycota; Mortierellomycetes; Mortierellales; Mortierellaceae
Exons: 1
Coding region: 1-711 (236 amino acids)
Source: RefSeq, a predicted model, not a curated record